This is a messenger RNA of Lodderomyces pseudojiufengensis, 1359 nucleotides long. RefSeq names its product Arp9p (gene ARP9). The record is from RefSeq and is a predicted model, not a curated record. The transcript has a single exon. Lineage: Eukaryota; Fungi; Ascomycota; Pichiomycetes; Serinales; Debaryomycetaceae. The coding region runs from base 1 to 1359 and encodes 452 amino acids.
AUGCCACUAUACAAAGAAGACAAUUUCCUUAUAAUAAAUUUGAACUCACAGUAUACCUAUUUUUCAUUUGGAUUAAAAGAUUCACUAGCACCUCCACAAUUUACAAUUCCAACGGUUGUAUAUCAAGAUUCAGAAAAUAAACAAUAUUUAUCGACAGAAUCAGAAAAUACUACACCUAUUUAUCCAAUAAGAGAAUCAAAAAUUGUGGAUUUGGAUGCUUUCAAUGCCUUAAUUAAAAUUAUACUAUCAAGUGUAAUUCAACAACAUCCUAUUGUCACAAUUACAUCAAUUCCUUUAUUAAUCAUCGCUCCAUCAUUAACUUGGUCGAGAAAACAAAUCGAAUAUAUAACGAAAUAUUUAUUUGAAAGUUUAGAGAUUACAGCUUUUAAUAUAUUGGAUUUAAGUCUUGCUUCAACUUUCAGCUUCGCCGGUAUUGUGAAUUCUGUCGUUGUUUAUGCAGGUGAAGAUAGUAUACAAAUUGUUCCUGUACUCGGGUACCAAAGUAUUAAAUUUGCAAGUAAAUAUAUCACAGGACUGGGAGGCAAAACUAUAACAGAGGAAUUGAAGAUUAAAUUUCCAAAUUUUAAUGAUGAACAAAUUGAAGAGUUGAAAAUAAGUGGAAUAUUUGAAUUUUUAUUAGAAGGUGAAGAAUCAAUAGGAGAAAUAGAUGUCGAUAUGGAUGACAAUGACGAUGAAUUAGACGUUGCAAAAUUAGUUACAGAACAAGAAGGUAAUGAAGAUGAAAAUCAACCAACAAAAUCUAAUAAAGAAUUGGAAAAAAAUUUCUUUAUUGAUCCAACAAAUCAGGAAAAAGUAUGGUUAGGUAAAGAACGAUUUACAACUAACUCAAAAAUAAUAGAUAUAAUUGCAUCUGGAAUAUAUCAAUCCCUUCUCAAAAUCAAUGAUCUCGAAAAAAGGCAAGAUUGUUAUGAUAACAUAAUCUUAGUUGGUUCGAUUUUCCAAAUUCCCGGUUUAAAACAAUUAAUAAUCACAAGAUUAAUAAAUGAAUAUUUAGUUCGAGAACCAACUGCAAAUGGACAAUCGUCAGAAAAAGAUAUUGGAUCAACAAUAGCGAAAUAUCAACAAACAGAUGUGAGUAAUGGCGAUGCUGAUGCACAAUCAAAUAUUAAUCAAGUACCAUAUAGUAUAAAAUUAUGUAAGCUUCCAGAUUAUUUUCCCGAAUGGAAAAAACCAAAGAAUAAACAAGGUUCAUGGCAUGAUUGUUAUUUCCUUGGUGGAGAAAUUUAUGCAAAACAAAUAUUUUCUGGUAGUUUACAUCAUCAUAAUAAAGAAUUGUUUGUUAGUUCUGAAAUGUAUGAAGAAAGAGGACCUCAAAGUAUUUGGGACGUUAGUAUAUAG